AGUGAUUGACUUUAUCAGUCCAAGGACAUCAUUCGCCUGGAAAGGGGGGGAAGUUUGAUCCUCUUUCACACGGAUCCCAGUUACGGGAGUUUUUCUCCCGUUUACCGAGACCCGGGAUUAUCAUUUCGUUUUUCAAUUCAAGGUUUCUUUAUUCAAGCUUACGUGAAAUUGUGCUCAGUUUACCGUUACCCACUUCACUCCACUAAACUGGGGUUUCACGUUUUUUUUUUUCUUUUUCUUUUUUUACUUGCUUUUUCUUGAUUGAGCCCAAUGACUAUGCUUCUUGAUAGCGCUCCUCAAUUCCCUUCACUAGGAGUAGGGGGUUUCGGAACGCCUAGACACCAUGAGUUGGGAAACCGAGACCCCGGGCUGGGGCUCAGUCCCUUCGCAGAUUCAUCUCACUCGGCUGCCUUCAAGAUAAGUCCCGUUACUCACGAUAUCGCCUCCAGCCAGUCAUCAGCGUUCACCCCGCAAGCUACUGGAUACGCAGCCGCGCUCGGACACCACCACGGAGGACAAGUUGGUUCGUAUGCCGGUGGAGCAUUCAAUUCGACCAGGGACUUUCUCUUCAGAAACAGGGGCGCAGGCAUCGGAGAGACCGCACCGCCGAGCGCCCAGCAUGGAAUCUUUGCCGCUUCUGCUGGGAGUCUACACGGGCCCCCCGGAAUUUCGGACAACCCGGGACAUCUGUUGUUUCCUGGACUUCACGACCAGAGCGUGAGCCACACAUCACCGGGAGGACAUGUUGUAAACAGUCAAAUGCACCUGGGUUUACGCGGGGACAUUUUUGGCCGUCCAGAUCCGUACCGACCUGUGGCCAGCCCUCGUACGGACCCUUACGGCACCGCUCAGCUCCAUAACUACAACCAUCCCAUCAAUAUGAACAUGGGGAUGAACGUACCCACACACCACGGUCCGGGGGCCUUCUUCAGAUACAUGCGGCAGCCUAUUAAGCAAGAAUUGUCUUGUAAGUGGAUAGACGAGAAUCAGAUGAACAGACCUAAAAAGACUUGUGACAGAACUUUCAGCACAAUGCAUGAAAUGGUGACACAUGUUUCAAUGGAACACGUUGGCGGCCCAGAACAGAGUAAUCAUGUUUGCUUCUGGGAGGAUUGCCCGAGAGAGGGGAAAUCCUUUAAGGCCAAAUACAAACUCGUGAACCACAUCCGAGUGCACACUGGAGAGAAACCGUUCCCUUGUCCGUUCCCUGGUUGUGGGAAAAUCUUUGCAAGAUCAGAAAAUCUUAAAAUUCACAAAAGAACUCACACAGGUGAGAAGCCAUUUAAAUGCGAGUUCGACGGCUGCGACAGGCGCUUUGCGAACAGCAGCGACAGGAAAAAGCACAUGCACGUGCACACAUCUGACAAGCCAUAUAUCUGCAAAGUGUGUGACAAGUCCUAUACACACCCCAGCUCUCUCAGGAAACACAUGAAGGUACACGAAUCACAAGGCUCAGAGUCGUCUCCAGCUGCUAGCUCUGGAUACGAGUCGUCUACGCCGCCAGUGCUGGUUUCUGCAAACACUGAAGACCCGACAAAAACACCCACGUCUGCAGUGCAAAAUACAUCUGCACACAGCGAUGGACUACCGCCUAAUUUUAACGAAUGGUACGUUUGAAGCUCCAAGCAGACUCUCAAAUGGUGGACCAAAAGGUUGAAGCAACCUUUAAAAAAACUAUUUACGCUAUGGCGUACAAAAUGGCAUUGAAACAACAGGAAAAGAUGAGAGUUCGCCAGCAGGCCUCGUCCAUUCUCAGGAUUCGAAAUUUGACUUUAUUCCGAGUUCGAAGAAAACUAGCAAGGCAUAAAAUAACAAAAUAACACUUUCUAAGAAUAAAUGGUUUUCCUUUAGUUUUCAGAUUUCAGAUGAUUAUUUUAUUUUUCAUUUUAUGUAUUUUCUGAAAAAAAUAUUUAAAAAUAAUGGCAAAGAAAGAAUAUUUCACGGUGUUUUAUAUUAAGGUGACACUCACAUCACCUUUUGAUUGAUUGUUAAAACUUCAGACAGUCUUAAGAAACGUGCCAAAGUCUUUGUCUUGAACUUGAACAAAAAAUAAUAAAUCAUAAAUAAGUAUAUAGCCUACUCGUGAAUGUAUUUCCUUGUUUGAUGGAGUCAAAUCUGUUGUCCAAGUCCGUUUUCAGGUGGAGAAAUGUGGUAUUAGCUUACGAUUGUUACCUUUGAAUAUAACGUUGCCUUUGUUAAUAAUGAUGUAAAUACAUAUCCAUGAUGCCAUAUUUAUCAAUUUGUAAUUUAAUUAUCGGCGAAAGAGCCGACUCUUAAAUGAUAUUUAUGGAAAUGUUUUCUAACAAGACUGUACAGUUUUGAGUCAAUAACCAGUUUUAACGAUGAAAAAGGGAGUCAGUUCUAAAGUUCCCACGAUACGAUUGUAUCUUUUUUAACCAAUAUAUGUGUCUUAUCUGGGUCGUAAAGUAUUAAUUAUAUUAAUAUUAUGACAUGACAUGAUCUAUAGUUUCAAGUAUGCAUUUUCCAACGUAAGUUCAUGCGAGGACCGGUAUAAAAAGAAAUGAAAACAUUGUUUUGUUUUGUUUUGUUUUUUCUCCUCCUUAAAAUCACUGAUAAAUCAGCCACGUGAGGAAGUAAUAUCGAGUCUUUCUGGUUCUUAUAACUUCUAAAAUAACUUCUUUCGUAUUUUUUUUCUUUACUCUUAGCAUCAGAGUAUAGGCUACAUCUCUAUAAGGAACACUUACAAAUUCGAGAGGCCCACUGACCAGUGUUUUCAUCGACACGCCAAUUUUUGACCAGAUACACCAUGCAAUAGCAUAGCUUUCAUUCAUGCAUCACCUUUGAACUCGUGUGACAGUGUUUAAGACAUUAUAUUCUUGGGUUUUGAGGUACAGCCAUUUGAAUCAGUAUGGUAUUCCAUUUUUGAUGGUUCCAGAACUGUCUUUGUGGAUGCAAGUCUGUGUUUAAUGUGUCAAAGAGGAGCAAUGAUCUGUCACAACAGUAAUCUCAAAAUAAAACUUUUUGUCUGUCAGUUUGCAUUGUUUUAAAUGUAGUUCUUCUGUGAAUAUAGCGUGUUGUUUGUUAUGAGUACUGUGGUAUAACAUAUAGAAAACUUUGAUUACACAUUUGCUUGUUUUAUGUGAAUAACUUCUCCAGAUGUGGAACUGUAUGUGUGAAUGAAAUUUAGUAUUGAGAGUACUAGAACUUUUUAAGGUGGAAAAGUGAGGGAAAAUAUGUGUUCAGUGACACCAAGAGUUACAGCGUUGCAUUGUUACAUAUUUUUUAAGAGACUAAAAUUAUGCAUAUAAAUAUAUUGUGCUUAUGAACAUGAUUUCAAACCACCAGCACUACUUUUGAAAACAAACGUAAAAAAUACAGUACCUCGUAAGUAACG
Molecule: messenger RNA, 3355 nt
Organism: Labeo rohita (rohu)
Lineage: Eukaryota; Metazoa; Chordata; Actinopteri; Cypriniformes; Cyprinidae
Gene: zic3
Product: zic family member 3 heterotaxy 1 (odd-paired homolog, Drosophila)
Exons: 3
Coding region: 271-1617 (448 amino acids)
Biological process (GO): central nervous system development; regulation of transcription by RNA polymerase II
Cellular component (GO): nucleus
Molecular function (GO): RNA polymerase II cis-regulatory region sequence-specific DNA binding; DNA-binding transcription factor activity, RNA polymerase II-specific
Source: RefSeq, a predicted model, not a curated record